AUGCGGUUUUUACGUGUCUUUCACCGCAAGCCUAAAACAGUGUCGAACACGACACCCGACGACGCCGCUGGCGAUGCACGAACACGCGACUUCUCGACACGUAUCACGACAUCCUGUGCCCAUCCCCUCUCCGCCAGUAGCUGGAACCGUAUGAAGCAGGGGUAUCAACCCAAGGGCAUGGACGACCGAUGGGAGAUCUCUCUGGCGGGAGAAGAGAAGCUAGUGUUCGCAAGGAGCUGGACGAGGUCACCGAUCGUCGAGAUCCAGGUUGCCGCGGGAGAUGAAGCAAGGAUUGUGGCGAUCGCGUAG
Messenger RNA from Colletotrichum higginsianum IMI 349063, 309 nucleotides. RefSeq lists its product as uncharacterized. The record is from RefSeq and is a predicted model, not a curated record. The transcript has a single exon. Lineage: Eukaryota; Fungi; Ascomycota; Sordariomycetes; Glomerellales; Glomerellaceae. The coding region runs from base 1 to 309 and encodes 102 amino acids.